Liolophura sinensis is the source of this 4425-nucleotide messenger RNA. RefSeq names its product lisH domain-containing protein ARMC9-like. The record is from RefSeq and is a predicted model, not a curated record. The transcript is spliced from 26 exons. Gene Ontology annotation, cellular component: ciliary tip; centriole; ciliary basal body. NCBI's taxonomy places the organism in Eukaryota, Metazoa, Mollusca, Polyplacophora, Chitonida, Chitonidae. Gene Ontology annotation, molecular function: protein binding. Gene Ontology annotation, biological process: cilium assembly. The coding region runs from base 297 to 2633 and encodes 778 amino acids.
CAGGGAAAAUAGCGGAAGUGAAUGAUGUAAUGCAGGGCAGCUAUCAACAUGUCUGGAACCUUGUCUGUGGUAGCUUUUGAGGGGGAACUCAAUGGCAUAGUGAAAGAGUUUUCAGUUCAACAGUAUUUUGACAUACAUGGAAGAGGCAAUUACCUUUUUCCAAGUGAAAACUUCAAUGUUACUUGGACUUCAGCAGCUUUGAAAGAACAUUGGACUCAUUUGAGAGAGAAUGUCAAGAGAAGGGCAAACCUGUGUCAGUCGGUCCAGAAGGACUGGCCAAGGGAGAUGCCAAGUUGAUGGAAAUUCAAAAUUCCAUGUUUCAUCAUUUUCAUAUUGGGGAAAGAAAACAAUUCUUUGAGCUGUGGAAUGAGUUUGUACCCCCAAAUGUCAGAGACAAUGACUCUGUAGCGCAGAAACUAGAGUUUUACCUCAACAUUUAUUUUGCAACAUCCCCUAUGAGGAAGGGAUCUCAGGACCCAUCAGAAACAGACGCUGCCAUGUUGGAGUUCAAGUCCUUCCUGGAGACAAGAGGCUCUACCCUGAGUCAGACCACAGAGUUCCUUCCUUUCUACGCCCUACCCUUUGUGCCUAACCCGAAAUCUCACCCUUCCUACAAGGAGUUGUUUACGGUCUUUUGGGUGUCGGAUCUCAAAACAAGACUGGAGAAGUUCCUAACGUUGGCCCUUAAGUCUGCUCCACAGCCCAGGCUGUUUGAACUUUAUAAAGGUGGUGGUGGAGCAGAAAGUCGUUCCCAGUUACUUCAGGCCCAACAGAAAAUGAUGGAUUCUGAACGGAAAACUGCCACCUACAUGAAACGGCAUAAUAAAGUUCAGGCAGAUUACCACAACCUGAUAGGCAUUACAGCUGACCUGGUAGAUGCCCUGGAAGCUACCAUACAAGGCAAACCUAUCACCCCCGAGGAUCUCCAGAUGAUCUGUAGCCGUCUGUUCAACAAUCACAUGCGACAGUCAGUGGAUCUAACCCGUCCAGGCACUGCGGGAGAUGUUCUGAGAGCCUCUGUCAUGCCAUCACAACAUGGUCAGGGUGAAAUGAGUGAUCCAUUCCCAGCUUUAGACUACGAGAAAAUCAAACAAGCUCUGAGCACUGCAGCAGUACGACAGAAAGGCUUCAUAUUACAAGCCUUGAGAUGGAGACUGACUCAUUCCUCUCCAGGGGAUCAGAGGGAUGGAAUCAUCACAGCUUACAUCCAUAAUGAUAUCCUGGGCUGUGCUCAGGCCGGUCAACACAGGGAGACCAUCUUAGAAUGUUUGAGAUCAGAAGACACAGUUAUUAAGCAGUACAGUGCUCGUCUCCUCAACACAGUUGCCUCCCUUUGUUCAGGCAGAGGGUAUCUGUCCCACAGCACUGACCUGCUGAGAGAUUUGAUGACAAACCUGCGACAGAAGGAGAAUGACCCUCUGACCAAUGAAAAUAUUCUUGGUGCCUUACAGAAACUCAGCCUCAGGCGUAACCUGCAAUCAGCUAUGAUAGAGGAGGGCGUGGUGGAAUGGCUAGUGAGAAUCCUUGAGGACAAUGAUGCUCUCUCAGACUACACUCUGGAGUACUCUGUGGCUCUUCUGAUGAAUCUCUGCCUCCGGACAGCAGGAAAGAAGAUGUGUGUGUCCAUAGCAAACCAAACCCUCAAGGUGCUAAGUGAUUUGUUAGGCCAUGACAACCAAGAGAUUCGUCCGUAUGUAAAUGGAGCAUUGUACAGCAUUUUGGCCAUUCCGUCCAUUAGAGAAGAGGCCAAGGCAAUGGGCAUGGAGGAAAUUUUAAAGUGUUUCAUUAAGGAUGACCAACCUGACAUGAACAGACAAAUAGAGUUCAUCAUCAAACAGCUCAAUUCAGAGGAGCAGGUGGAUGAUGCGGAAUCUGAUGACGAAGAGGAGGAUGAAGAUGAGGAGGACCAAGAUGCUAUGGAGGCUGAUUUGGACAAAGAUGAGCUGCUUGUGGCACAGCCUGGAGAGUUGAGCGGAGAAAAACUGCUGACGACAGAGUUUAUCAGCCAGUCCCAUGGACACACUAAACGAAAACGGAAUGACCAUGUAGGAGCUCGGAAUGAACCCCUACAGCGACCGGUCACCCCUGGUCAUCGUAAACUGGACACCUUGAUGAUGUCUAAUCAGCCCAGAGGUGUUCCCCAGCCCGAUUCACGCCCUGCCAGCAGAACGAAUCCAGCGUUAAGCCGACCCACUUCUCAGAAUGCUCUAGCACGACCCCCCACACGAAGCGGCAGUCGCCCAGCUUCUCAGGAUGGCGUGGCCAAAGUUAGGCCUCGUAGUAGGCCAUCUACUCAGGAUCGAGACCAGCAAGCCGCUAGUACCCAGAGUCUUUCCAGAUCAGGCAGCCAGAUCAGCAAACAACACAACCAGCCAUCCAAGAGAGCUCUGGAGAAGUUAGGCCCUGAUGUGGAUGUAAAGGAGUAUGAAUCAGCAUUUGGGUCCCGUCCUCGUAUACCCCGUACUCCAGAUGUAAGCGGGAAAAGACCAUCAAGUCGAGAGACUCCACAACCCAAGUAUUCUGAAUCAGGACCUAGACCAAGCUCUGCCGGCAGAACUUCAACUACAGGAACUCCACGAAAAGAGUCAACAAGCAGCCGCCCUUCUUCCAAACCGCAGACGCCAAGCAAAUAAGUAAUGUAAAAACAUAGCAAAUUCCAGCCAGUCAAAUUAAAUCUUGUUCAAGGACUAAGCAGAUGAAGGCAUUUUUGUAAUGCUGUAACAGGCAGCCCUUUCAGUAUAAAGACAAUGCUCACCUGCAUGUUUAUGCACUGUUAGUGAUUUUGUUGCAAGUUUUCCUACAAAAUGGCGCACCCUUUGUGAUUUAAGCAAAAGUCAGAUUUUUCUUCUCAUGGGUACAUCAUUUGCACCUUUUCAUCUGGGUGUCAAAUGUUCAUGCUACUUGUAGACAAGAUUUUUCAAAAACAUUUGAGUGCUUCCAAAUUUGGGAUACAAAUCCUCAGUGGACAUGAUUACGUUUCAACCUGGGCCAUUAGUGUUUCAAUUUGCUGUUAAUUUUACAGGAAAUUCAUCCAGGAAAUAUUUUAUCUUGAGGACAUGAUUUCUUAUGAACUAUCCAAGACAGACCUGCGUAUGUCCUAAUGUUCAAGGAACCAGAGUGGUUUAAAAUGUUCGCUGCAAAUCAGUAAAAUGGGAUGGGUACUUACAGGUACAUUCGAGGAACCAAGUUGUCAAGUGUGUAUGAAAAAUUAUUGUGUAAUUCUGUUUUUGUUGGGCAUAUUUAAUGCUGUGAUUUCUUACAUGCAUUUACUGUAUCUUCCCUUUAUCGUUAAGUAAAGGGCUUAUUUGUGUAAGGGGCACAGCGGAGUUACCUUGGGGAUAUCUUCGGCAGAGAGAACAUUAAUGCCUCCUGGGCUUAUUUAUUAAGUGCUACAACAGCCCAUGUCAGAAGAGGAAAGAACUUUAAUUGCUGUUCGUACAUUGUUCUUCAGUAAAGAAUCAGUGUACAAAUUUUCCUGGGGCACAACAUUUUAAUUGUAGCUGUGUUUGAAUUUUUGACUUAAGUCUUAAGAGGUUUGAUAAAUGUGGGCCCAGCUAUGAGACUGUCACUGGCUUAACUGUGCACAAAGCAGAUAUUUAGAGGUCCUCAGUCCUCAGUGUCUUGUUUAGAACCUUAACAUGUACCAGAUAUGGGUAUAAAUGCCCUUAACAUGGGUUGAUGCAUAUUAGACCGUAACAUUACGUAUUCAAUUCCAGCUGUUCACAAUUAGUCUCAACAUGUAUGGAGUUUAUAUACAAGUUUAUCACUGUUUUUACCUUAGAGCAUCUGCAUGUGGAUAUACAUGGACUUCGCAACACAUAAAUGCCUUGCAUGUCAAAUUCAGACAGAGAAAAUCUAAGCUUGUCCAGGAGUAGUAAAUGUGAUCUGACGUCAGUGAUAUUUUGAAUGAGGUUGAGUGUGCGCCCAGUAACCUGACUACAAGGUUUACUGUGUGUACUGUUUUCACUGGAUUGUACGUUAAACAUGACAAGUCACAAUCUAAAAACAGGAAUAAUGGGAAGGAGCUCUCAAUUUUUAAUGCAGCACAUUUCAGUUAACCCAGCUUACAUGUAAACUGAUGGCACAUUCAAACUAGUUUAAUGUGAUCUUUGGACUUAAGAGCGUUGUAUUUUCCAGAGUUUUGUCCGUAUGAAGUUGGUAACGUUCAUAGCUGUUCUGCGCCUUAUAUAAAUUGAACAGAUAGUUUUCAGGAGGAUAAUUUGUCUUUAUGCGGGAAGAAGUGGAAUCCUUAGUGUCAGAAUUCGUCAGAAAAAACUCGAGUUCAUUAUUGUAACAGUGAUACCAAAUUCCCGUCCAUUUUAGUACCUUUUUACAUGUUUUUUUUUUCAUAACUGUUGUGACGUUUGUGAAAAAAGAGCAUACUGUUAUACAUGCUGUAAAUGUAAAGAAUUAAUUUAUUAAAAC